AUGUCUCCAUACUUUGGACUCCUUAGGGUCCUUCCCUUCCUCCUCACAGCCUUUGCGUCUUUAGCUUCAUCCGAGCACACAUCGAAUUGGGCCGUCUUAGUUUCGACCUCGCGCUUUUGGUUCAAUUACCGCCACCUCGCAAAUGUCCUCUCGCUGUAUCGUACCGUCAAGCGCCUCGGAAUCCCCGAUUCGCAGAUUAUCCUGAUGCUUCCCGACGAUAUGGCCUGCAACCCUCGCAAUGUGUUCCCGGGAACAGUCUACAGCAAUGCGGAUCGUGCAGUCGACCUUUAUGGAGAUAAUAUUGAGGUGGAUUACCGGGGCUACGAGGUCACCGUGGAGAAUUUCAUCCGCCUUUUGACCGAUCGGCUAGACGAAGAUGUACCACGGAGCAAACGCCUUGGCUCUGACGCGGGAAGUAACGUACUUGUGUAUAUGACAGGACAUGGAGGAGACCAGUUUCUCAAGUUUCAGGACUCCGAGGAGAUUGGCGCCUGGGACUUGGCGGAUGCCUUCGGUCAGAUGUGGGAGAAGAAGCGUUAUCACGAGCUACUGUUCAUGAUCGAUACUUGUCAGGCCAACACGAUGUAUACGCAUUUCUAUUCGCCCAAUAUCAUUACCACCGGGUCCAGUGAGCUUGAUCAGUCGUCAUACUCUCAUCAUGCCGACAACGAUGUUGGAGUUGCAGUGAUUGACCGUUGGACCUACUACGUCCUCGAGUUUCUUGAAACCCAGGUCACAAAUGCGAACUCUAAACUGACGUUGGGCGACUUGUUCGAUUCGUAUGACGAAACCAAGAUCCACUCACAACCAGGCGUGCGAUGGGAUCUGUUCCCUGGUGCCGAGCAGGAGGGCCGCCUACGAACGGUGGUGGACUUCUUCGGAAACGUCCAGAACAUUGAGGUUGAGAAUACCACUGCGACAGACCCAGGAUCCCUAAAAGAAGAUCUCAUUGAAAUUGCGCGACUGGUUGAGAAAUGGCGCGCUCGCGACCGAGACUACCUGGUCCGUCAAAACGACUCAUCGCUUCGCGGAGGUAACGACAACUCUGGAUCACAAGUUUCUUCAUCACAGUAUUCGGCGCGGAAGAACUUUGAGCCUGCCAAAAUGUCCCAAGAAGCUCCUUGGGAAAAAAGAUUAGUCGGAGCAUCUGUCUUGGGGGUCUGCGCUGCUGCCUGGCUGACUGGAUCGAUCUUAGGCAGGUCCUCGGUUUGA
This is a messenger RNA of Aspergillus bombycis, 1212 nucleotides long. Its product is annotated as GPI-anchor transamidase. Gene Ontology annotation, biological process: proteolysis; attachment of GPI anchor to protein; protein localization to cell surface. The record is from RefSeq and is a predicted model, not a curated record. Gene Ontology annotation, molecular function: GPI-anchor transamidase activity. Lineage: Eukaryota; Fungi; Ascomycota; Eurotiomycetes; Eurotiales; Aspergillaceae. Bases 1 to 1212 code for a protein of 403 amino acids. The transcript has a single exon. Gene Ontology annotation, cellular component: GPI-anchor transamidase complex.